GUAAGUGGUGGUGGUGUAUGUGUUUAUGUCAGAAGGUAGAGUAACAGUAUUUGAUGGUGACUCCUGAGUAGCUCCUCCUUUACAUAACCCUGCUGCUUGGCAGAUGCUCGUCUCAGAUUUAGACUCGCAUUAAUCCUUGCUUUAAGUGCUCAGAGAUGUUUGUUUGUACAUGUUUCUUGUGUUCCCCCUGUACUCUUGAGUGGAAUGGCGAAAAAGCCGACGCGGGGACCACGAGCAUUGCCAUCUAUGCCAAGUCAGGACACAGCAGAGGAGAUUCCUGCUCCAAAGAGUAGGAAAAAGAAGGCCAAGAGGGAUGUGGAGAGUGUGGAUGAACAUGAUGAUGGUGGAAUGGAAAUGGGAGGGCUUACCAGUCGCAGACAGUCUGAAUGUCAGGAACCUUUGAGCCCAGAACCUGUGGACAAUCCGCCACAAAGGAGGAAAAAGAAGAAGAAAGCACAAGCAAUUGAUGUUGAGGGAGAUCAGACAGACUUGGUGUCAAAUGGAGAUAUGGUGGAUCAGCAUGUCGACGAAGAGGUGACGCGCAAACCAAAAAAGAGGAAAGUGAAACCUAAAGUCACAGAAACACAGUCCAACAACGAAUUGGACAUAGAGGAUGAUGAUAUCAUCACAGACCCCCAGGUGCCUGUCCCCCAGCAUUCCUUGUUCUCCGCUCCCCAAGGACAGAGCCAGCCUGUGGGGAAGGUGUUUGUGGAGAGGAGCCGUCGUUUUCAAGCAGCUGAGCGAGUGGACCAGUGGAAAGCCAGUGGCCCGAUGGAGCAGAGCUUUAUGGACAGCCGCUCAGUGUGGACCACUAGAGAUGUCUCCUUGAGACUGCACAGCGGCUUUAGGGUGAUUGGCCUGUUUUCCCAUGGUUUCCUGGCUGGUUAUGCUGUAUGGAAUAUCAUUGUGGUCUAUGUUUUGGCUGGGGAACAGAUGAGCACUUUUUCCAACCUACUCCAGCAGUAUAAUACCCUGGCCUACCCCGCACAGUCCCUGCUCUACCUGCUGCUGGCCCUCAGCACUGUUUCUGCCUUCGACAGGUUGAAUCUUGCCAAAGCCGCUACGACCAUGAGGAGUUUACUGACCCUCAGUCCUGUGGCGCUUGCUUCCUUCUUGUACUUUUCCGCACUCGUUUUAUCAUUAAGCCAGCAGAUGACAAGUGAUCGCAUCAAUCUCUAUAAUCAGUACUCCAGCUAUAAUGUGACACUCUGGCAGCCGGGCUCAGAGCGCAGCAUCCUUUACCCCUGGAUCAUAGUAAACCUGGUGGUCACUUUGCUGGUCGGGCUGGCCUGGGUUCUGAUGUCAACAAGUCCAGAUAUCGACCACACAGAAGAGUUUUUAAUGUUGAUGGAAAUGGAACAUCCAAAAGCAGAAGAGAAGGGAAACAUCACUGCAUAAGGCACCUGAAGGCAUUUUGAUACAUGGUUGAUUUGUCAUUGUAUAUAUUAGAAAUGUCAAACACUUGCCUAUUGUAAGGUCUCAGCA
Messenger RNA from Sinocyclocheilus anshuiensis, 1485 nucleotides. Its product is annotated as transmembrane protein 237B. Gene Ontology annotation, biological process: cilium assembly. Gene Ontology annotation, cellular component: ciliary transition zone. NCBI's taxonomy places the organism in Eukaryota, Metazoa, Chordata, Actinopteri, Cypriniformes, Cyprinidae. The coding region runs from base 205 to 1398 and encodes 397 amino acids. The record is from RefSeq and is a predicted model, not a curated record. The transcript is spliced from 13 exons.